Molecule: messenger RNA, 1983 nt
Organism: Acanthamoeba castellanii str. Neff
Lineage: Eukaryota; Discosea; Longamoebia; Acanthamoebidae
Product: PhoPQactivated pathogenicity-related protein-like protein, putative
Exons: 15
Coding region: 1-1983 (660 amino acids)
Source: RefSeq, a predicted model, not a curated record
AUGAAGAUCUUUGCGGUCGCCCUUGUGGUGGUUCUGGCGCUUGCGCUGCACAACGUCGCUCUCGCGACUCCGCUGGACGACUACAUCAGCGCUCCGGACCCGACCUUUUCGUGGAAGGUGAACAAUACCUUCAGGUCGACCGUGCUCGGCUACACCGCCUACAAUAUCGAGCUGGUUUCGCAGACCUGGAUGACCUCCAACGAGACCAACCAGCCCGUCUGGAAGCAUUGGCUGCAGGUGUGCGUGCCCGACCAGCCGGACACGCGCUAUUCCGACAGCGCCUUCCUUUACAUCGACGGUGGUCACACGAAGGACCCCGUGCCCAAGUCCUUCAACCUGGUGCCCGAGUUCGUGUGCUUCCAGUCGCGCACCGUCGGCGUCGCCCUGCUUCAGAUUCCGAACCAGCCCAUCGUCUACUACAAGGACGGCAAGGGCAGGAGCGAGGAUGCCAUGAUCGCGUACGCGUGGAGGCACUUCCUGAACAACACCGACCUGCUGCCGGAGGUCGCUAUCUGGCUUCCGCGUCUCCCGAUGACCAAGGCCGUGGUCAAGGCCAUGGACGCCGUGCAGGCGUUCAUUGCCACGCUCAAGAACCCGAGCAUCCCCGCCGUCAACAACUUCGUCGUGGCCGGUGCUUCGAAGCGCGGCUGGACCACUUGGACUGCCGCCGCUGUCGACAAGCGUAUCGUGGGUAUCGUCCCGAUGGUGAUGCCCAUCCUGAACAUCGUUCCCAACAUGAACCACCACUACCAGGCCUACGGUGGCUGGAGCUUUGCUCUGAGUGACUACCUCCAGCAGGGGUGUAUGGGUUUCCUGAACAAGCCCGAGUUCUUGGACAUGGCUGCCAUCGUGGACCCGUACACCUACAGGGACCGUCUGACGAUGCCCAAGAUGAUUCUCACUGCCACCGGCGAUGAGUUCUUCCUCCCCGAUUCUCCGCAGUUCUUCAUCAACGAGCUCCCCGGCGAGACUCACCUGAACCUCAUUCCCGAUGCCGAGCACGCCCUCGUGACGGCCUACGUCGAUGUUACCUUCACCCUCAGCGGCUUCUACCAGAUGGUGAUCUCCAAGACCCCGCGCCCCUCGUACACCUACGAGAUCAUCAAGUCCAACACCACCGCCAGCAUCAAGGUCCAAGUCGACACCGCCAACCCGCCCACGUCGGUCACGCUGUGGCAUGCCAGCACCCUGUCGUCCACCAUGAGGGACUUCCGCNNNGGUAUCGUCCCGAUGGUGAUGCCCAUCCUGAACAUCGUUCCCAACAUGAACCACCACUACCAGGCCUACGGUGGCUGGAGCUUUGCUCUGAGUGACUACCUCCAGCAGGGGUGUAUGGGUUUCCUGAACAAGCCCGAGUUCUUGGACAUGGCUGCCAUCGUGGACCCGUACACCUACAGGGACCGUCUGACGAUGCCCAAGAUGAUUCUCACUGCCACCGGCGAUGAGUUCUUCCUCCCCGAUUCUCCGCAGUUCUUCAUCAACGAGCUCCCCGGCGAGACUCACCUGAACCUCAUUCCCGAUGCCGAGCACGCCCUCGUGACGGCCUACGUCGAUGUUACCUUCACCCUCAGCGGCUUCUACCAGAUGGUGAUCUCCAAGACCCCGCGCCCCUCGUACACCUACGAGAUCAUCAAGUCCAACACCACCGCCAGCAUCAAGGUCCAAGUCGACACCGCCAACCCGCCCACGUCGGUCACGCUGUGGCAUGCCAGCACCCUGUCGUCCACCAUGAGGGACUUCCGCCUGGUCAAGUGCACCAAGCUGCCCGAUUGCUUGAACCCUGUGAUCUGGUACUCCGAGGAGCUGCAGGAGGCCCUGCCCGGCUCCGGCAAGUACCUGGCCACCAAGAGCGCCCCCAUCUACGGCUGGACCGGUUUCCUCGUCGAGCUUGUCUGGGAGUACCGGAAAUUCAUCACCACGACCGAGGUCAACAUCGUGCCUGACACCAUGCCCUUCGCGCCCUGCGGCGACCACUGCCAGUGA